Messenger RNA from Anopheles nili, 1215 nucleotides. Its product is annotated as progestin and adipoQ receptor family member 4. Gene Ontology annotation, cellular component: membrane. The coding region runs from base 1 to 960 and encodes 319 amino acids. NCBI's taxonomy places the organism in Eukaryota, Metazoa, Arthropoda, Insecta, Diptera, Culicidae. The transcript has 6 exons. The record is from RefSeq and is a predicted model, not a curated record. Gene Ontology annotation, molecular function: signaling receptor activity.
AUGGCCCCGGAUCCGGUUCCGGCACCUUCGCCGGAUCCGGCCGGGACCGCACCAGAGGAGUCAUCCACACUCGUCAAGCAGGUGCACAAGAUGCUGACACCUCCGGCGGAUCUGCUCGAAUGGAAGGAUAUGCCACAACAUCUUCAGUUCAACCCGUACGUGCUCACGGGCUAUCGGCCUUUGCAGGGCGUGAAGGGAUGCCUCAGCAGCCUGUUCUACGUUCACAAUGAAACCAUCAACAUACUUACACACGGCAUUCCAAUUGUCUACAUCCUCGCAACCGUGCCGGCAAUGAUGCCAUGGGAGAAAGACUACCGCUUUCUGUCGUGGUGUCAUCUGGUCGGCUCCGUUGCACCGUGGUGCGGCAGCUUCGUCUACCACCUGUUCAUGAACCUGGAGAACGGCGAGGGCAUCUACUAUCGGCUGCUGCAGCUGGACAUGCUUGGCAUAUGGAUCAGUCAGAGUUUCGGAGCACUACCGAUGGUAACGGCAACGGUGUAUUGUUUGAAUUUUCCGUUAAAAUGGCUACUAAUCAUUUCCUACUCGCUGCUGUGCAUUUGGGGCCUCUUCAAGGCAAUGACGGCUUCGUCACCUUGGCAGCGGCGGUUAUGCUUUCUGCUGCCCUUUAGCAUGCGUAUCGUGCUCACGUUGCUGCGAAUUUCAAAGCUCGGUGGCGGAAAUCCUACCUCACUCACCCACGUGUUCCUGCAGGACGCCGUGUCAGCAGUGGGUGGAGUAAUUGGUGCGAUGCACAUUCCCGAGAAAUGGUUUCCCGGAAGUGUUGACAUCUACUUGAACUCGCAUAACAUCAUGCAUGUCCUGGUGGUGGUCGCCGUCUACUCCAUGCACCAGGCCACCAUACGCGACAUCGAGUGGAUGCAGCGAGCCGAAUGCAACGGGCUCAACUAUACCUCAACGCUGAACAUAGACUCCAUAAACGGGUCACACCUGGAGCUAUGACUUGCAGCAACCCCAGCAACAUUAGCAAACCCAGCAACGUGCGCAGCUCGGUCCGUCAAUUUGCUCUUUUUCACGAAUCACCGAGCUGUUCAAAACGGCCCGGUACGCGAGCGUAUUGAACGUAAGCCUUCGGUAAACUAAUUAAACCUCGUCAUCCAAAACCACGUUGGGUGCAGAGAGAAAAAAACAAAAAAAAAGGUGAGAGUGGGGAUGACGGAAAAGAAAAUGGAAAAACGGAAACACGGGAAGAACCAA